Messenger RNA from Condylura cristata (star-nosed mole), 390 nucleotides. It is a transcript of the gene FSHB, whose product is annotated as follicle stimulating hormone, beta polypeptide. Gene Ontology annotation, cellular component: extracellular region; cytoplasm. The record is from RefSeq and is a predicted model, not a curated record. The transcript has 2 exons. Gene Ontology annotation, molecular function: hormone activity. NCBI's taxonomy places the organism in Eukaryota, Metazoa, Chordata, Mammalia, Eulipotyphla, Talpidae. The coding region runs from base 1 to 390 and encodes 129 amino acids. Gene Ontology annotation, biological process: G protein-coupled receptor signaling pathway.
AUGAAGUCACUCCCAUUUUGCUUCCUUUUCUGUUGCUGGAAAGCAAUCUGCGGCAACAGCUGUGAGCUCACCAACAUCACCAUCACGCUGGAAAGAGAGGAAUGCCGUUUCUGCAUCAGCAUCAACACCACGUGGUGCGCAGGCUAUUGCCAUACCCGGGAUCUAGUAUAUAAGGACCCAGCAAGACCCAACAUGCAGAAAAUCUGUACCUUCAAGGAGCUGGUGUACGAGACAGUGAAAGUGCCUGGCUGUGCUCACCACGCAGACUCCCUGUACACCUACCCAGUGGCCACUGAGUGUCACUGUGGCAAGUGUGACAGCGACAGCACUGACUGCACGGUGCGAGGCCUGGGGCCCAGUUACUGCUCCUUCAAUGAAAUGAGGGAAUAA